Molecule: messenger RNA, 933 nt
Organism: Neurospora tetraspora
Lineage: Eukaryota; Fungi; Ascomycota; Sordariomycetes; Sordariales; Sordariaceae
Exons: 1
Coding region: 1-828 (275 amino acids)
Source: RefSeq, a predicted model, not a curated record
AUGGAAUCCAGCAAAGACAGCACUUCCACUCAAAAGGAGCCAUUCCAACCAAAAGAUGAAAUUGCCAUAGAAAGGGAACCUGCGAUGGAAUUCAGCAAAGACAGCGAUGCUCAAGAGGAGCCAUUCCCGCCGGCGCCAAAAGGGGAAAUUGCCAUGGAAGAGGCGCCUGCCAUGGAAUCCAGCGAAGACAGCGAUUCUCAAAAGGAGCCAUUCCUGCCGGCGCCAAAAGAGGAAAUUGCUAUAGAAGAGGCGCUUGCUAUAGAAUCCAGCGAAGACAGCGAUUCUGAAAAGGAGCUAUUCCCGCCGGCGCCAAAAGAGGAAAUUGCCAUGGAAGAGGCACCUGCCAUGGAAUCCAGCAAAGACAGCGAUUCCCAAAAGGAGCCGUUCCCGCCGCAGGACGAUGUUUUUAUGGAAAAGACAUCUGUCGUGGAGGACGCACCUGUCGUGGAAGAGGUACAUGUUACAGAAAAGGCACCUCCUGUCAUGGACAAAGCACCAGUCAUGGGAACAGAGACACCGGUCGCGCCAAAGGCACCUGUCGUAGAAAAUGCACCUGUCGUGGGAAAGGCACCUCUUGUGGAAAAGGCAUCUGUCAUGAAGGAAACACCUAUCGUGGGUAAGGUACCUUUCAUGGAAAAGGUACCUGUCGUGCCAAAGGCAACUGUCCCGAAAAAGGCACCUCUCAUGGAGAAGUUCAAAAAGGAGAUUCGUGCCAUUCAGAACUAUCAACCAAGUUAUGACGCUGCCGAAGCCCCGUCAGCAGCAGAAUCGGCCGCCAUGAUAUCCGUCCUUUUCCUUUCGCCUUGUACAUCAUACUACUCAUCUUGAUUUACGACCUCAUUGCAUCCUCGCUCUUUCCCUUCCUCCCACGGCGGCUUUGAGCGGCCGACAAAGCCGUCAAUCGGCAAUGACAUCGGCCUCGCCCCCAGCCUC